Molecule: messenger RNA, 3772 nt
Organism: Microcebus murinus (gray mouse lemur)
Lineage: Eukaryota; Metazoa; Chordata; Mammalia; Primates; Cheirogaleidae
Gene: BHLHE41
Product: basic helix-loop-helix family member e41
Biological process (GO): regulation of DNA-templated transcription
Molecular function (GO): protein dimerization activity; DNA binding
Source: RefSeq, a predicted model, not a curated record
CCCCCCUCCGGGCUGGACCGCGGAUGGUACGUUCCGCACGUGAGCUGGGUGCUGGUCUGGCCGGCGACGCGCGUGCCCUGUGGCCAAACACUGCCUGGAGUGAGAGCAAACUACCAGCGCAGUGGGGCCGGCGCGAGUGUGCGUGUGUGCGCGCGUGUGUGUGAGCGAGCGAGCGAGCGCGGUGGAGCAGGGGGGGACAACUGCUUCACACUUUCAACACUGCACUGAAGAGGGAGAGCGAGAGAGAGAGACUGGAGACGCACAGAUCCCCCCAAGAUCUCCCAAGCCUACCGUCCCACAGAUUAUAGAACAGAGCCCCAAAAAUCGAAACAGAGGAGACGGGCAGCGGUUGAACAUGGACGAAGGAAUUCCUCAUUUGCAAGAGAGACAGUUACUGGAACAUAGAGAUUUUAUAGGACUGGAUUAUUCCUCUUUGUAUAUGUGUAAACCCAAAAGGAGCAUGAAACGAGACGACAGCAAGGAUACCUACAAAUUACCGCACAGAUUAAUAGAAAAGAAAAGAAGAGACCGAAUUAAUGAAUGCAUUGCUCAGCUGAAAGAUUUACUGCCUGAACAUCUGAAAUUGACAACUCUGGGGCAUCUGGAGAAAGCUGUUGUCUUGGAAUUAACUUUGAAACACUUAAAAGCUUUAACCGCCUUAACCGAGCAGCAGCAUCAGAAGAUAAUUGCUUUACAGAAUGGGGAGCGAUCUCUGAAAUCGCCCAUUCAGUCUGACUUGGAUGCGUUCCACUCGGGAUUUCAAACAUGCGCCAAAGAAGUCUUGCAAUACCUCUCCCGGUUUGAGAGCUGGACACCCAGGGAGCCGCGGUGCGUCCAGCUGAUCAACCACUUGCACGCCGUGGCCACCCAGUUCUUGCCCACCCCGCAGCUGUUGACUCAACAGGUCCCUCUGAGCAAAGGCGCGGGCGCCGCCUCGGCCGCCGCCCCCGCGGGGUCGGCCGCCGCGCCCUGCCUGGAGCGCGCGGGGCAGAAGCUGGAGCCCCUGGCGCACUGCGUGCCGGUCAUCCAGCGGACUCAGCCCAGCGCCGAGCUCGCCGCCGAGAACGACACGGACACCGACAGCGGCUACGGCGGCGAGGCCGAGGCCCGGCCGGACCGCGGGAAGAGCAAAGGCGCGGGGGCGAGCCGCGUCACCAUCAAGCAGGAGCCGCCCGGGGAGGACUCGCCGGCGCCCAAGAGGAUGCGGCUGGAUUCCCGCGGCGGGGCGGCGGGCGGCGGCGGCCCGGGCGGCGCGGCGCGGGCGGCGGCCGCGCUCCUGGGGCCAGACCCGGCCGCGGCCGCCGCGCUGCUGAGACCCGACGCCGCCCUGCUCAGCUCGCUGGUGGCGUUCGGCGGCGGCGGGGGCGCGCCCUUCGCGCAGCCCGCGGCCGCCGCGGCCCCCUUCUGCCUGCCCUUCUACUUCCUCUCGCCCUCGGCCGCCGCCGCCUACGUGCAGCCCUUCCUGGACAAGAGCGGCCUGGAGAAGUAUCUGUACCCGGCGGCCGCCGCCGCCCCGUUCCCGCUGCUGUACCCCGGCAUCCCCGCCCCGGCCGCCGCCGCCGCCGCCGCCGCGGCCGCCGCCGCCGCCGCCGCCUUCCCCUGCCUGUCCUCCGUGUUGUCGCCCCCUCCCGAGAAAGCCGCGGGCGCCGCCGCCGCGACCCUCCUGCCGCACGAGGUGGCGCCCCCUGCGGCGCUGCACGCCCCGCACCCGCACGGCCGCACCCACCUGCCCUUCGCCGGCCCCCGCGAGCCGGGGAACCCGGAGAGCUCCGCUCAGGAAGACCCCUCGCAGCCGGGAAAGGAAGGCCCCUGAGUCCUCGCGCCCCUUUCUUCGAAAGGACGGAGGUUCCCGCUGAAUAACGAACGGAAACACCCUGAACGUUCUUAAGGGAGGAAGUGCACUAGAUGCACGACAGGCAUAAAAAAAACAAAACAAAACAAAAAAAAAACCCCAGGUGUUUUGUGUACAUUUGGAGUUCCUGUUUUUGCUCUUCCCUCACCGCCCCACCCUGCACACACUAACGUCCCUUUCUUUCCCCUACCGGCUGUAAAAGAUACUCUGCGAUAGAUAGCUAUUGGUUCUUUAUUCUUUAAAGAAUCCUCAGAAUAAGUUCUGCCUCCUUUUAGGCCAUGUUACUUUUUACAAUGUGGGACCUGUUUCUAGAGAAGGUGGGAGAGGUCUGCUCUGUGGGCGAGCUCAUGGAAACCAGGGUAGGAGAAAGGGGGAGACACCUUUGCCUGGAGUCGACAUGGGAUGGCAGGUAGUUGUGACGCAGAGCUGCUUCUCGAAGCUGCCCUGCCUGUUUUAGGAGGCUUCCCGCAGACAGAUUGAGGAUCUUUUAGAAUUAAAUUUACUCUUCAGUAUUUUAUAAGGUUCAGCUUUUUGAAAGGCGUCUAUUUUUCAGAGCAAAAGUGAGGAUGCAGUUUGCUCACAUUGCAAUCUAUUCUGGAGUGGUUUAAAUGGUAUCUCUUAGUAACUUGCACUUGCCUACAGAGACAUGGAGUUGGGCCACCGUCAGAACUAAGUCAGGGAAGGAGAUGGACGAGGAAGGCCAGAGUCAUUGUUAGUACGUUUGCUAGCACUUUAUUGAGAAAUUGGCCAUGAAUCAAUGGACUCAUCUUAAUUUCUUCUUAGUCCAUAUAUGUGUAUAUAUAUACAUAUAUCUCUCAAGUGCAUCUUAUUCCCACGCUCAUUAAUCCAUCACGUUCCUAAAGUUUUGUAAUCUUACUGUUUAAAAAAAAAGUGCACUGAAUUUAAAACAAGUCCAAACUGAUUUAUCCUAUAUUCUGUUAAAUGACAAAAGUGGAUGAAAGCAGUAAACUGGUCAGUUUUGAUUGGAAAUGCUGUAUAGAUGUGGAUGAAGCCCUGUGAGGCCUUCCUAUCUCCAAGUCUAUGUAUUUUUCUGGAGACCAAACCAGAUACCAGAUAAUCACAAAGAAAGCUUUUUUAAUAAGGCUUAAACCAAGACCUUGUCUAGAUAUUUUUAGUUUGUUGCCAAGGUAGCACUGUGAGAAAUCUCACUUGAAUGUUAUGUAAGGGGUGAGACACAACAGUCUGACUAUGAGUGAGGAAAAUAUCUGGGUCUUUUAGUCAGUUUGGUGCAUUUGCUGCUGCUGUCGCUACUGUUUGCCUCAAACGCUGUGUUUAAACAACGUUAAACUCUUAGCCUACAAGGUGGCUCUUAUGUACAUAGUUGUUAAUACAUCCAAUUAAUGAUGUCUGACAUGCUAUUUUUGUAGGGAGAAAAAUAUGUGCUAAUGAUAUUUUGAGUUAAAAUACCUUUUGGGGAGGAUUUGCUGAAAAGUUGCACUUUUGUUACAAUGCUUAUUGCUUGGUACAAGCUUAUGCUGUCUUAAAUUAUUAAAAAUAAAUAAAUACUGUCUGCAAGAAACCAGCUGGUUUAGAAAAGUUUAGUAUUUGAAGACAAACUAGAAAUUAUCUUUAUAUUCUAGUAUUUUCAGCACUCCAUAAAUUCUAUUACCUAAAUAUUGCCACACUAUUUUGUGAUUUAAAAAUUCUUACUAAGGAAUAAAAACUUUAAUAUUUGAUAUGAGAUUGUCUAGUAAUUAAAAAGACAUAAUGAAUGCUCAGUUGGUUUUAAGAUACUGAUGACUAUGGGGAUGAAAGUCGCUAAGGCUCUCAGAUAUACAGCUUUUUUUGUCAUUGGCUUGAUAUCACAUGUUUCCAAUCUCUUGCAAGCCUCCAGGCUCUGGCUAUGUCUACUUGCUUGUUCCCAAUGUAUCUUAAUGAAAAGUGCAAAAGAAAAGCCUA